CUAUAUAUAUACCACUCCACACCUUAUAACCCCCUUAAUUUCUCUCUCUCUCUCUCUCUCUCUGGGGUACAUAUAUAUUUCGUAAUCAUAUAGAGGUAUCCAUUGGACUGAUAACUACAUGUUUUGGGUUUUCAGUGAAAACUGGUGAGCCUCGUUUUUUUUUUUCAACUCUAGGGGCUUUCUGAAACUGAGAGAGAGGAGUUUCCGGCGAGUUUUUUCGGAGGUUUUGUGGCGGAGUAGAGGCGGGGAAUAUGGCGGGGGGUAGCGGAGGGAGGUCGUUGGAGCAGACCCCAACGUGGGCUGUUGCCGUGGUUUGCUUUGCUUUGGUUGCCGUUUCCAUCGUCAUUGAAUAUAUAAUCCAUCUCAUCGGCAAGUGGUUAAGGAGGAAACACAAGAGAGCCCUAUAUGAAGCACUUGAGAAGGUCAAAUCAGAAUUGAUGUUGCUGGGGUUCAUAUCCUUGCUCCUAACAGUAGGACAAGGUCCAAUUUCAACCAUAUGCAUAUCCAAGAGCGUGGGGUCCACGUGGCAUCCUUGCAGUAAGGAACACGAGGCGAAGCUAACAAAAACAUAUACGGAAACCGAUGACAAAGAAGGGGAAGGUCGCCGAAAGCUUCUGUCUGCCGCAGUGGAGGGAAGCUUCCGCCGCGUCCUGGCGGCGGGUUCGACCGACAAGUGCGCGGAACAGGGUAAAGUGCCAUUCGUUUCUUCUGACGGCAUUCAUCAACUUCACAUCUUCAUUUUUGUGUUGGCUGUCUUUCACGUCCUUUACUGUAUUCUCACCAUGGCUUUGGGCCGAUUGAAGAUGAGAAGUUGGAAGGCAUGGGAAAGGGAAACGAGAACAGCCGAGUACCAGUUCUCACACGAUCCAGAGAGGUUUAGAUUUGCAAGAGAGACUUCAUUUGGGAGAAGGCACUUGAGCUUCUGGACUAAGACUCCCGGCCUCAUUUGGUUUAUUUGCUUCUUCAGGCAAUUCGUAAGAUCGGUUCCAAAAGUUGAUUACUUGACCUUGAGGCAUGGAUUUAUCACUGCACAUUUGGCACCUCAAAGCCAUACAAGGUUUGAUUUCCAGAAAUAUAUCAAUAGAUCACUUGAAGAGGAUUUCAAGGUGGUCGUCGGUAUCAGUCCCCCAAUUUGGCUAUUUGCUGUGAUAUUCCUACUGUUCAAUACACAUGGAUGGUAUUCCUAUUAUUGGCUACCAUUUAUCCCCUUAAUUAUCAUCCUAUUGGUGGGGACCAAGCUACAGGUGAUCAUAUCCAAGAUGGCCAUAAGGAUUCAACAGAAAGGUGAGGUUGUGAAAGGAGUUCCCGUCGUUCAGCCGGGGGAUGACCUAUUCUGGUUCAAUCGUCCCCGCCUCAUUCUCUACCUCAUCAAUUUUGUACUCUUUCAGAAUGCCUUCCAGCUUGCUUUCUUUGCGUGGACUUGGUUUGAAUUUGGAUUGACGUCUUGUUUCCACGAGCGUUUGGAAGACAUAAUCAUCAGAGUUUCCAUGGGGAUCAUCAUCCAGAUUCUCUGCAGCUAUGUCACUCUCCCUCUUUAUGCCCUCGUGACACAGAUGGGUUCAACAAUGAAGCCAACCAUAUUCAAUGAAAGAGUAGCCAUGGCACUCCAGAACUGGCACCACACGGCCAAGAAACACAUCAAGCAAAACCGCCAGUCCGGCUUCACAACCACACCCAUGUCCAGCCGGCCCGCCACCCCUUCCCACCACCUCUCCCCCGUCCACCUCCUUCGCCACUAUAGGAGCGAGAUCGACAACAGCGUCCAAAACACCCCCCGCCAUUCCAACUUUGACGUCGACCACUGGGGGGCCGACACCGACGGCUCCCCGCCCCCAUCCCACCGCCACCACCACUAUGGCGGCAGCAGAGGACACGGAGACGAAUCUUCGUCCCACCGCCACCAGCAGGUCGAGAUGGGGCGUAUGGAAGACAUCAAGAGCAAAGAGGUGCCACAGCUCGAGCCGAGCUCGACCCGGGUUGCGCCGCUGCUGCAACACGAGAUUGAUAUAGGAGUGCCGAAGGAUUUCUCGUUUGAUAAGAGAACGAGUACAUGAAUAUGGGUAUAUGAGGAGUUUGGAUUACUUUGGAUGGUGGGGGCCAUUAUUGGGAUGAGGUGAGACUAAGAAAAAUGUUACCGACACAGAUGGAUGCGCACAGAUUUGAAUAUAGAUGUGUUUGAAACCAUCGAAUGUACGUAGGGUCUAUGAGACUCGGGUGCAUGCGUUGGAUGAUUCUAAACACAUUUGUAUUUGUAUCUAUGCAUAUUUAUCUGUGUCCAUAGCAUUACUCGAAAAAUAAUUGUGGAGAUAGUGGCACGGGGAUUGUGGGAAAUUGAGGCCUUCGAUUUGGUUGAACUUUGUAAAGAACACAAUUGUUCCUUACUACUAUUUUUUUCCUUUCUUUUCGAUAAGUUAGAUGCCAAAAUUGAGAAUAUAGAGACGGGACAGGGACUUCCAAAUGGGUAUAUGUUGAGCAUCUAUUGUUAUUGUAGUCCAAAUUGUUACAGAAAUGGUCAUCAUUAUGAAUAUUACCAAAUUUUGAAUUCAAAGCAA
Rhododendron vialii is the source of this 2552-nucleotide messenger RNA. RefSeq names its product MLO-like protein 6. The coding region runs from base 252 to 2054 and encodes 600 amino acids. The transcript has 15 exons. Lineage: Eukaryota; Viridiplantae; Streptophyta; Magnoliopsida; Ericales; Ericaceae. Gene Ontology annotation, biological process: defense response. Gene Ontology annotation, cellular component: membrane. The record is from RefSeq and is a predicted model, not a curated record.